AUGUUUGCCUUAACUUCAUCACCAAUACCAACUAGUAAUGGAACGAUCUCACACUUGGUUAACUUAACCAAUGUAAAAACUUCCACUCAUAUAUUAUGUGUUCCUGACUAUACGUCCUCAUCAACCACUAGUCAAAACUCUGAUGAGUAUGUUUCAAUUCUGAAAAGAAGUAACAACCGUACUCGUAAAUCUCUCAUUCUUGAUGAAGAUUCCACUUCAAGUUCCAAUGAAGACGAAGGCAAGUCAAGAAUGAGAUCAGUAGACUUGAAAAACACGUUUACCACCUCACACCAAUCUCAAAUCAUUCGGUGCAAUAGAACAAGUGCCAAUCAAAAGAGUUACAUUUGCUAUGAUGAUAUUAAGAAGCAUUUCUUUCUUCCAGAAGGAGAAGCUGCAAAACGUUUGGGGUGCUCCAAGAGUAAGCUCAAAAGAAUCAAGACAAGACUCAAUAUUGAACGUUGGCCAUACAGAAGAAUCCAAUCUCUGUUAAACCAAAAGUCAAGUUCCAACAAGGAAAAUUCAAGGUUGAUUGACUUGGCUGUUGAUUUUGUUUUGAAUUAUCCAAACUUAAUUACCAAAUAUUCCAAUGAUGAUAUUUCUCUUAUUGCCAAACGUUUUGAUAGAGUCAAGAUUAGUAACCUUUUGUAA
Molecule: messenger RNA, 648 nt
Organism: Naegleria gruberi
Lineage: Eukaryota; Heterolobosea; Eutetramitea; Acrasida; Naegleriidae
Exons: 1
Coding region: 1-648 (215 amino acids)
Source: RefSeq, a predicted model, not a curated record